Messenger RNA from Cucurbitaria berberidis CBS 394.84, 648 nucleotides. RefSeq lists its product as uncharacterized. The transcript has 2 exons. The coding region runs from base 71 to 472 and encodes 133 amino acids. NCBI's taxonomy places the organism in Eukaryota, Fungi, Ascomycota, Dothideomycetes, Pleosporales, Cucurbitariaceae. The record is from RefSeq and is a predicted model, not a curated record.
CUUCGCGUCAUAUCUUCGACUUUACACAGCCAUCACCCCAAUUAUAUCCUCAUGCUAUGACGAUGUGAGAAUGCUCGUCACGUAUCGUAGAGCGUUUACGACUACUGCUUGUCUCCUCCAAAAACCGCCUAAUGUCCUGCCCACCCGAAAGACUCCACCGCUCCCUCGCGCACCUCGUCCCCUGAAGUCCCAAAAGGCCCCUCGCGUCCAACCUUACAGAUGGCGGUCGGAAAAGGACAGAAAGCCUAAAGCCGCCUCUUGGGACAGCGUGAAAGGCAUCGAGAGAGAAGUGUUCAAUCCGAAGUCGGAACACUUCGCGUUCGCGUUUGUCAUGCCAAAGCACAAGAAAAGUGUUCGCGUGCAAAGCGCCCUCAUCUUUGGUGCAUCCCUGGCUGGGGCGUUAGUUUUGACAAGGUGGGCGAUGCUCGCUGUAGAUGCAUUUAUGGGGGAUGAGAGUGAUGAAGAGAAUUAGUUAUACAGAGUGCAUGAAGUUGAUAAUGGACAUGCAUAACUCGUUCAACCUCGUCCAUGACAUUUCAUGACGCGUAAAUCAUCCUAGACGGGACCGCCUUCCGUCAAAUCUCGUCCUCGUGGUUCAACCCCUCUAUCGCGACGCGGAAAAAUGUGGAAGAGAUUGGUAGAAUGCUC